UCGUCGCCGUCGGUGCUGGAGAUCCUGGACACGGCGGGCACCGAGCAGUUCGCCUCCAUGCGCGACCUGUACAUCAAGAACGGCCAGGGCUUCAUCCUCGUCUACAGUCUGGUCAACCAGCAGAGCUUCCAGGACAUCAAGCCCAUGCGCGACCAGAUCAUCCGCGUCAAGCGCUACGAACGCGUGCCCAUGAUCCUGGUGGGCAACAAGCUGGACCUGGAGGGCGAGAGGGAGGUGUCUGCCGGGGAAGGCAAGGCGCUGGCGGACGAGUGGAGCUGCCCGUUCAUGGAGACCUCGGCCAAAAACAAAGGCUCGGUGGACGAGCUGUUCGCGGAGAUCGUGCGGCAGAUGAACUACGCGUCUGCGCCGCGCGGAGAUGACCAGUGCUGCGCGUCCUGCGCGAUCCUUUAAACCCCAGCGCCGCUUCUGGGUUCU
Sinocyclocheilus grahami is the source of this 435-nucleotide messenger RNA. Its product is annotated as ras-related protein Rap-2b-like. Gene Ontology annotation, cellular component: membrane. Gene Ontology annotation, molecular function: GTPase activity; GTP binding. The record is from RefSeq and is a predicted model, not a curated record. The annotation marks the transcript as partial. The transcript has a single exon. Lineage: Eukaryota; Metazoa; Chordata; Actinopteri; Cypriniformes; Cyprinidae. Gene Ontology annotation, biological process: signal transduction.